AGCCACGCAACAUGACUGUCCGAAUCGCAAGAUUCGUAAGUGCAGCACCGAUUGUCUGAAGGGUGCCCAGGGCUCUCGGAGCUGAUUUUAUUCAAGGACUCUUUUUGCGCGUUGAUCGCAGAUCAGCCGGGAAGAGUCGGAACCUGCAAGCGAGUUUCGGGCUUUCGCAGCUUCCAAAUGGCCACGCUCGAGGACAAGUCUAUCUGGGAGGACGGUGAGGAAACGUUGGGUGAGGAUGUCCUGCGAAUGUCGACAGACGAAAUCGUGUCGCGCACGCGACUCUUGGACAACGAGAUCAAGAUAAUGAAGAGCGAGGUAAUGCGGAUCUCGCACGAGCUCCAGGCGCAGAACGACAAGAUCAAGGAGAACACGGAGAAGAUCAAGGUGAACAAGACCCUGCCGUACCUGGUGUCCAAUGUCAUCGAGCUGCUGGACGUCGAUCCGCAGGACAUGGGGGAGGAAGAUGGGGCGGUGGUCGACUUGGACGCACAGAGGAAAGGCAAAUGCGCGGUUAUAAAAACGUCGACCCGUCAGACGUACUUUCUGCCUGUGAUCGGCCUGGUCGACGCCGAGUCGCUGAAGCCGGGCGACCUGGUGGGCGUCAACAAAGACAGCUACCUCGUGCUCGAGACCCUGCCGGCCGAGUACGACGCCAGAGUCAAGGCCAUGGAGGUAGACGAGAGACCUACGGAACAGUACUCGGACAUCGGCGGGCUGGACAAGCAGAUUCAGGAGCUCAUCGAGGCCGUUGUGCUGCCCAUGACGCACAAGGAGAAGUUCGAGAACCUGGGGAUACAGCCGCCUAAGGGCGUUCUGCUCUACGGUCCACCCGGAACUGGAAAGACUCUGUUGGCUAGAGCUUGCGCCGCCCAGACGAAAUCUACCUUCCUGAAACUCGCCGGUCCGCAACUGGUGCAGAUGUUCAUCGGCGACGGCGCCAAGUUGGUCAGAGACGCGUUUUCCUUGGCCAAGGAGAAGGCGCCGGCGAUAAUAUUCAUCGACGAGCUGGACGCGAUCGGCACGAAACGUUUCGAUUCGGAAAAGGCGGGCGACAGGGAGGUGCAACGUACGAUGCUGGAGCUGUUGAAUCAGCUGGACGGCUUCAGCUCGACCGCCGACAUCAAAGUGAUCGCCGCCACGAACAGAGUCGACAUCCUGGACCCGGCCCUGCUGCGAUCCGGACGCUUGGACAGGAAGAUCGAGUUCCCGCAUCCCAACGAGGAGGCCAGAGCGCGCAUCAUGCAAAUUCACUCGCGCAAAAUGAACAUGUCGCCCGAUGUGAAUUUCGAAGAAUUGUCCAGGUCCACGGAUGACUUUAAUGGAGCGCAGUGUAAAGCCGUUUGCGUAGAAGCGGGUAUGAUAGCGUUACGACGCAACGCGACGGAAGUUACUCACGAAGAUCUAAUGGAGGCUAUUAAUGAGGUCCAAGCGAAGAAGAAAGCAAACCUGAAUUAUUACGCUUAAUACGCCGCGUCGCGUGAUUUAUUUAUUAAGAUAACUUUUGUAUAAUAAAUAUACUAGUAGUAAUAUCCUUCUUCAAACUUUUUCAUUUCUCGGCAAAUACGAGAUACGCAAGAAAGAAAAAUGAGCACUAUGCAAAGUCACGCGUGAAAUUACGUGAAAUUAAAAGAGUAUCGUGCUUACUUCGCCACGAAUUCUUGCGCCGUUGUCUUACAAUAGGUCUGUUCUUUCUAGCUGAACUUGCAUAGUUCCACUUUCCCUUUUUUGCCUUUACGUUAGGAAGAAAGAAAAGAGAUAAACCGUGCAAAGGUGACUAAAAGAGAACAGGCUUGAGAAAUGAAGUUUUAUUCUUAAUGUAAGAAUUUUGAUUGAAUGUUACGUGUUUGAAAGCGCCCUAUCGCUACGAAAAUAAAAUUUUAAUAACG
Molecule: messenger RNA, 1886 nt
Organism: Vollenhovia emeryi
Lineage: Eukaryota; Metazoa; Arthropoda; Insecta; Hymenoptera; Formicidae
Gene: Rpt5
Product: 26S protease regulatory subunit 6A-B
Exons: 3
Coding region: 178-1464 (428 amino acids)
Biological process (GO): proteasome-mediated ubiquitin-dependent protein catabolic process
Cellular component (GO): proteasome regulatory particle, base subcomplex
Molecular function (GO): proteasome-activating activity; ATP binding; ATP hydrolysis activity
Source: RefSeq, a predicted model, not a curated record